UGGCAGACUAGCUAGGCGCCGAUGACUACUCAGUUUCUCAAAAUUUCUGCCACGUAGUAGUGCUGCUAACCGUCGAUGAAAUUGCAACAGAAAAGAGAGUGCACCGCGGGUCAGACGAGGGGAUAUAUAUAGACUGAGCGAUAGAAGAGAUGCUCGACCAGUGGCCAUUUCCGAUCUUGAUACGGCCAGUGGCAAUUUUAUCACAUCAUGACGUCGUUCCUCAACUUUCCUCUUUGGGAAAAACACUCAAAAAUUCAAGGUGUAUCGUCGAAUAAAACCGUGCGCCACCGAGUAGCAACACCUCUUGGCGCUACCACCAUUCAAAAAAGAUAACAGUCAGUUGGCACAAGCAACGUCGUAUAAAGUCGAUCAUACAUCUAUGGCUGAGACAGCACCACCUACAAAUGGAACCAAGCAUAUCGACAACGGUGAUAGCGCAAUUGUCCAAGCAAAUGGUUCUCCCGCUACCUACAGCGCACCAUCCCGCGUCACUCUUCAUCUCGGACACUUGCCAAGCAAGAAAGAUAUAAAGGCUCCAUGGCCACGUACACCCUCACGGAUCGAUCCUAACAACCCGCCAUGGCCGGCGUAUCGGGGCUACCACGAGUACUCGUUUGCACAUGCAACCAUGGGCGUCCGUUUACCAACCAUCCUUGGUAAAGCUAUAGAUGACACCUCGCGAACUCUAAAUGAGCAGUAUGCCGAAGAUAAGAUUGUUGAUCUUGUAGAAUGUUUGGAGAGAAUGGACAACCUCAUGGCCGAUCUCAGUGGAAAUGCUAAGCUUAGACCAAUUAUUGAUGACGGUGAAGGUGAUGUGGCACUGUGGAAUAAAGAAAUUGCAAAGUAUUUCCAAGGCAAGGACUUCAUGAAUGCACCUUGGCUGUUCGCAGAGGCCUAUAAGUACCGUCGUCUGCAUGAGUGCUUCAGUGUCAGCAAAUACUGGAAAGACUAUGAUGUUUUCUACCGUCAAAAGUGUGACACUUUUUCAAGAUCGACAGAUGCUGUCUUUGAGCUGUCUAUGCGCUUUGCUGAGCCCUUUAAACAGUCAGAGAACAUGUCAGACAAAGAGAAAGCAGAAAACGAGAGACUCAUGUUUUUGGAGUUGACUCAAGUGUGUCUGUGGGGCAAUUCGACUGACCUUUCACUCUUGAUCAACAUGACGGAAGAACAGAUCAAAUCUCUCCAGUCAACUGGAGGAGACCACCUUGCUGCCACUGAAAAGAAUAUUCUGGGCAACCAUCUGAACCAGCUUUGGGAGACUGUUAAGGUCCUCCGCGAAAAGACUGGUGGACGAAUUGACUUCGUGUUGGAUAACGCAGGAUUUGAAUUGUAUUGCGAUUUUGUGUACGCCGAUUUCCUCAUACAGACUGGUCUGGCUAAGCAGAUUCGGUUCCAUGGCAAGCGUUAUCCAUGGUUCGUGUCUGAUGUGACGCGGAAAGACUGGGACUGGUUACUAAACACCAUGGUAUAUGGGCAUUUAUUCCCGAAAGCCUCUGAAGCUGAGCGAGAGUCACUACGGAGACUCGGGGCCCGAUGGAAGCAAUACGAGAAAGACGGUAGAUGGCAAUAUGAGCAGCAUCCUUUCUGGUGCACUGGAUAUACGUUCUGGGACCUUCACAGCGAGGCACCAGACCUCUUCCUCCACCUGUCUCGCUCAGAUCUCGUCUACUUCAAAGGCGAUCUGAACCACAGGAAGUUGACAUAUGAUUGUGCUGCACCAGCCAGCGUCCCAUUCGAUAUAUCCAUUGGACCGAUGGCCAGCGCUGCUGGAGCUCCAAAGAUUUGCAGUCUGCGGACAAUCAAAAGCGACGUUGUUGUUGGGCUAGGAGACGAUGGGGACGCCAUAGCAGAGCGGUUGGACAAGGAAGAGCCAGGUUGGAAGAUUAGCGGGAAAUACGCUGUCGUACUCCUGUCAGAAGGUCGACCAGGUGAGAAAGUGCGGUUUGCUUGAGCGAGGCGAAUUCCACUGGUAGAAAAGUGUCAUUAUCUCGGGUACCUGUUUCUCUUGUGUCCCAGCACCUCCUGGUCGCUUGCUAUAGCUGUUUGACUCGUUUAUUGCAGAGCACUAUCUGCAGAGUCUGGGUAGAGUACGUUCUCUGUAAUGUAUGCAUUCCCAAUAUCAUCUGUCGCUAUUUUUGUUACUAGAUACUUAUAUGUUGUCAAUUUCAUCGCUUCGAGAAGUAGGACAAGCAAUAUUACUGACAUUUUACC
Molecule: messenger RNA, 2211 nt
Organism: Suillus discolor
Lineage: Eukaryota; Fungi; Basidiomycota; Agaricomycetes; Boletales; Suillaceae
Exons: 9
Coding region: 380-1951 (523 amino acids)
Biological process (GO): DNA damage response
Cellular component (GO): cytoplasm; nucleus
Molecular function (GO): phosphatase activity
Source: RefSeq, a predicted model, not a curated record